GGCGCAUGAAGCUCACCAUUUCCACCAUAAAUAUUUAUGUUAUUAUCUGUAUACUAAAAUGUCGUCAAUGCCCACUAACACUUUCCUGGAAAUACCUGAUUUCCUCCCCUUGAAUGAAAUCCCCAUUAUAUAAUCCCCUCCCUGCUCCUUCCUCCUCCACCUCUCCUAUUCACUUGUAAAGCUAAAAAACCCCGUAGAUGGAGCUUGACAUUGCAGUUGAUUUUGAUGAUUACUUUCCAUCAAUGGUGGAGAGAUUGGGAGCUGAAGGGUUUAUAGGGGAGCUGUGUAAUGGGUUCCGGCUGCUGAUGGAUGGCGAAAGAGGGCUGAUCACGUUCGACAGCUUGAAGAGGAACAGCAUCUUGUUGGGGUUGAAUGACAUGAGGGAUGAUGAGAUUGUUUGCAUGUUGAGUGAAGGUGAUUUGGAUGGAGAUGGUGCUUUGAACCAGGUUGAGUUUUGUAUUCUCAUGUUCAGGUUGAGUCCUGGGAUAAUGGAUAAUGGAUCAAAACAAUGGUCGGAAGAAUAUGAUGUUAUUUGAAAAUUAAUUUUUAAAAUUAAGUUUCUCAAGUAAUUUGGAUGGAGAUGAUGCUUUCUAGUUAUGAUUGGAUUCAAACUCGAUAUUCUCUAUAUUAAAAUCGAUUUCAGUAUCAUUAAACUAAAAAUCGCUAGUAUCAUCUUUGUUGUUUUAAUUAAUUGUUUGGUAAGCUUGAAUAAUUGCAAUUGAUCAAUGGAAUUAAAGCAUGUCUUGGAAAAGAAAGAUGUGAGAAAUAAAUUAAGAUAUUUUAUUCCACUCAAUUUUUAUUCCAAAAUUCCACCUUUAUAUUACUUCUCAAAAUCAGCUUUAUGAUGUCCUUACUCUCUGUCUUUUUUCUUUUUUAAUUUUCAUUGUUAUUUGGUUUUUUUUUUUUUAUUUCUUACUGGAAAUUUGAAAUUGAAAACUUUAUAUCUGCCAUUAUUGUAAUUAUGUUAAUGGAAUUGAAA
Durio zibethinus is the source of this 979-nucleotide messenger RNA. The record is from RefSeq and is a predicted model, not a curated record. Lineage: Eukaryota; Viridiplantae; Streptophyta; Magnoliopsida; Malvales; Malvaceae.